CACUGACAGUAGCCUUUCUUUGUGGCCUCGCCCUGUACCAUUUAAUAUGUAGUUCCAGAUGAACUGUUAGAGCCAAGUGGUAGGAACGUAUUAGGAUAUAUUUACUCGUUCCUAUAACUUAACAUAUGUUUCUAGUGUAAGAAAUCUAAUAUAAAUAUGUAGAAUUUUUAAAGUAUUAUAGAAGAUGCCUAGAAGUUUUGAUGUUUCGUUUUCUCCGAAGAGAGGUUAUGUAUCUACGAUAGGCCUAAUUAUAGUAUUCGAUGAAUGAUGUUUACGGUACAUUUAUGUGGAUUUAUGGUGCUUCAAAAAUUGUUCUAGCAGAUGAAAUGAAGCCCUCAUUUGUUUCUUAAUGGAGGCUAAGAAUCUAAUCAUCAGCAAGGAAGCCCCUUCAGCUUCAAAUGCAUUUCAAUAUGCAAAAUCUGAUUUGUUGCCCCCAUUAUUACUUGAAUAUGAGACAUUUGUUGCUGCUCUACAAGACCAAGUUGAUUUUUAUAAGACAGAGCAUACUACACUGCGCAAAGACCUACUGGAACUUGUUACUGAGAACAGAUGUUUAUCAGACAAAUUGAAAGAUGUAAUGAGUACCAAGAUCACAGCAGAGUCUACUGUAUCACCAUAUCACAAGAAAAAAUCUGACAUGUUAAGUAAUCUUCAACAGCAACUCUGCUUGACAGCUCAUGAAAAGGACUCGGCUGUGGAAAUGUGGCACAUGGCAUUACGGGAAGUAGAAAAUCUAGAGGAGGGUCUUAAAUCUUACCAGGACAACAGGCAUGUGGAUUUAGCUCAGAAAAAGAUAGAGGAUAUGAAGCAGGAUUUCUCAAAUGCCAUAACAAUGUUGGAGUUUAAACUUGCAACAGCAAGAAGUAGUCUGGCAAAAGAGAAGGAAACACAAGAAGAAAUACAGAAACGACUGGAUGAGAGUCUACAGGAAAAUUCAACUCUAACGUUAACUUUGAAGUCCAGACAGCAGGAGCUAGAACAGGCAUUGCAAGGACAGUGUGCAACUGCAAUAAAACUGCAAGAAAUAGAGAAGAAGGCAGUGGAAUUUCAGGAACAAGUGGAGAGUAUUAAGAAAUCAGAGACUGAUUUGGAAUUAGCUUUGGCACGCUGUCAUGAACAGAGAGCUGAGCUACUUCAAAAAAACUUGGAUGCUCGUGAGAAAGUCAGUGAAUCACUGCACUUAGUAGAGUGUGCAGUGGCGGAGAAAAAUGCCGCACUAUUUAGUGAAGCUCAGACUAAAGAUGAAAAUGUUCAGCUUCAGAAGAUGAUGGCAAGCAUUGUUGACGAAGCAGGUGCAAGAGUGAAAGAAGAAGUUGAAUAUAUAAAACAGCAAUAUAAUAAAAAGCUUGAAGUUUUGUUACAUGACAUGAAAAAGUUAGAUGAUGAGAAUAAUGAAAACAAGAAAAUAUUACAGAAAGAGAUACAAGAAAAGCAUGCACUGGAAAGAGAACUGGAAAAGAUGCAGGUGGAAUCACCACUUGCAACAAGCAUAUUGGAGAAGAAAUUGGCUAUGGCCUAUGAUGAGUUGUCAGGCCUUAAACGUCGCAACCUGCAGCUGGGUAUUGAAAAAGAAAACUUGCAUUCUGAAAUAGAGAGAAUGCAGGAGAGCCAUGCACUAGACACUCGAAAGAUGAAUAUAGAAUGUCACCUCAUGGAAGAACAGAUAUUAGGCCUACAAGCACGGCUGGAAGCAGAAAAUCAUGCUAAGAGUAAGACAGGUGGACAUGUAGAAAAACUGGUAGAACGAGCCCAUUUCUUGGAACAAGAACUUGAACGACGACAGGGGCUACCAGACUGGCAGCAACAGCAGUACGGUCAGGAGCACGAGAAACAGAUACAAGAAAUUCAGAAGCAAAGCAGUGCAACAGCUAGCGAACUUGAACAUCAUCUUGAGAGACAGCAAUUAAUGAAAACCAAGUAUCACAAGGAAAUAAAGACCAUGACUGAGAAGUUUCAAAUGCGGUUACAAGAACUUCAUUCCGAGUCAAAUGCCCUCAGAAAGGAGAACAAAGUCUUGAAAAGUCACCUACGAACACUCCAACAAGAAGCAGCUGCUCAUAAAUCAUCAGUGAAUAUCUUCAAAAGUUCUGGGUCAGACAAGAAAACAGCCAUCAUAACAGGUAGGACGAAGCUGGCUGAAGGGAUGUCACCUCAUGGAUGCAGCAGGAGUUCGAGUGAGACUAUGUAGUAGUACGUCAUACAUGGUGGAGUCCAGAGAUGUUUAACUACUGAAAGCCAAUAUUUUGAAGGCAACUCUGCGUAAGGGCUUCUUAAAGUGGUCAGAUCUGAGACAUGAUUCCUGUCCCUGAACAUUUGAUGGUACCACAUAAAAUGGAUGAGACCAAAUUAUGACAUCUGUUGACUUCAUGUGUUUGAAACAAUAUUACAUUCAACAAUAAUGUACAGACAUUUUAUGACAAUACUUUUGUAAUUUUUACAUACUUUUCAUGAAACUGCAAAAUAAAAUUUAUAUAUAUAUA
Zootermopsis nevadensis is the source of this 2480-nucleotide messenger RNA. RefSeq names its product sodium channel and clathrin linker 1. The record is from RefSeq and is a predicted model, not a curated record. Gene Ontology annotation, cellular component: centriole. NCBI's taxonomy places the organism in Eukaryota, Metazoa, Arthropoda, Insecta, Blattodea, Termopsidae. Gene Ontology annotation, biological process: cilium assembly; clustering of voltage-gated sodium channels.